AUGGAGGUUCUACUUGGAAUUACUGGCAAGGACUUUACUCUCAUCGCGGCCUCUAAAGCUGCUAUGAGAGGGGCCACCAUUCUUAAAGCUUCUGAUGAUAAGACCAGGGAGCUGAGCAAACAUACUAUCAUGGCAUUUUCGGGAGAAGCUGGGGACACCGUCCAAUUCGCCGAAUACAUCCAAGCAAAUGUCCAACUGUACUCCAUGAGAAAUGAAGCUGAACUCAGUCCAUCCGCUGUGGCAAGCUUCGUACGAGGGGAGCUUGCCCGUAGUCUACGAUCAAGACGACCCUACACUGUAAACCUCCUGCUGGGCGGUGUGGAUCCCAUCACGGAAAAACCCAGUCUUUACUGGCUCGAUUACCUGGCGGCGCUCGCUCCGGUACCGUAUGCUGCACAUGGCUAUGCCCAAUACUACUGCCUAUCGAUCCUCGAUAAGCACCACCACCCAGAUAUCACAUUAGAACAAGGCUUGAUGCUUCUCGAGAUGUGCACAGAUGAAUUAAAGCGGAGGUUACCAAUUGACUUCAAAGGAGUAUUGGUGAAAGUAGUGAGGAAAGAUGGAAUCGAAGAAGUACCGUUUGAUAACAGUAAACAAGCUGUGAGCGCAUAG
Messenger RNA from Histoplasma mississippiense, 612 nucleotides. Its product is annotated as proteasome component Pre1. Gene Ontology annotation, molecular function: peptidase activity. Gene Ontology annotation, cellular component: proteasome core complex, beta-subunit complex; nucleus; cytosol. Gene Ontology annotation, biological process: proteasomal protein catabolic process. Bases 1 to 612 code for a protein of 203 amino acids. The record is from RefSeq and is a predicted model, not a curated record. Lineage: Eukaryota; Fungi; Ascomycota; Eurotiomycetes; Onygenales; Ajellomycetaceae. The transcript has 5 exons.